Molecule: messenger RNA, 2425 nt
Organism: Juglans regia (Persian walnut)
Lineage: Eukaryota; Viridiplantae; Streptophyta; Magnoliopsida; Fagales; Juglandaceae
Product: DNA-directed RNA polymerase III subunit RPC7-like
Exons: 6
Coding region: 124-939 (271 amino acids)
Biological process (GO): transcription by RNA polymerase III
Cellular component (GO): RNA polymerase III complex
Source: RefSeq, a predicted model, not a curated record
CCUCGCCCCUCGUUUGCCUCUUCCUUCUCAAACGCAAAACUCAUCUCACACUGGCCAGGGGAGCGUCCCGCUCAAGGGAAAGAACAAAUUCCUUAAUUUCUGGUUUACGGUGUUUUUGGGUAGAUGGCUUUUCGAGGUCGGGGGCGGGGACGGGGAUAUGGAGGCGCCGGUGGCUAUGGAUUUGCCAAACAAGAGCCAUUUGAGCUUUUCCCUGAUAUUGAAUUGCCUAACAUCAAAAGCGUGCAUAAGGAAGAAACCCUAGUUAGGGAGAGUGUAAAGUUGCAAAAUUUUUGGAAGGCCUCUGCUUAUUAUCUUGACGAGACUGAUUCUAAAAAUAGCCGAAGCACAGAGAUAGAGAGAUAUUCUGACAUGACAAAACCAAAGACUACAAUAACUCGUGAUUCUCUUUCACAAAUUUUAGAGCUUAAAAGAUUUCCUCAAGAACUGAUCGGAGGUUCAAAGGGGCAACGGCCAAGUCAGAAAAAAGUUAGAUGGAAUCCAGAGUCAGAGCUGCAGAAGCUAGAUUAUUUAGAAAAGCUUGAACAAAGGGCUCAGGGCCAAGAGAAUAAAGAUGAAAAGGAAAAGAAAGAAGGCGAAAAUGAAGAUGAAGAUGAAAACGAAGGAGAAGAAGACAUUGAGGAAGAACCUAGUGAUGAUGAUUAUUUUCAGGUUCCUAAAAAACAUAUGCUCUAUGUUCCGGAUUUGUAUUGGUUUGCGUUCCUAGUGAUGCGUGGUGUGAUUAUUGCCUUUAAGACCCACAUUGGCUUUAUCCAUGAUGUGAUGGCAUUAUCAUCACAAUGCUGUUCGGAUGAAUUCAUUCUAAAAUAUGAAGGCACAAAUGUAUUCCUAGGAACUAAAUUAAAUAUUGAGGCAUCACGUAAGUUGUUAAAAAAUGAGGUAAUGAGGUUGAACAAAACCUACUAUAGGAUCUCUGCAUAAAAGGGGAUCCAUCCUUGGUAGAUAGUACAUUACAUGGUAAUCAAACUUUCUCGUGGAACCUCUGAAGGAUGAUCUUUACAAUAGGCGAAAAAUCGAGGAUAGAACUAUCUAAAUUCAGCAAAGGAUUCCUAUCAUAAGGCAAUUAAUGUGGCAGAUUACCUAGGUAUGAUGAGACGUUCACUCUUUCUCUUCUGCGUUGUUCCUAUUUGGAGAAUUAGCUUCCCUUACCAACUUACAAUGCUUUUAUUGGGGCUUUUGUGUAAGGUGGAACCCUGGCCUACCAGACUAGCAGUAUUCUGUUGAAGUCUACAUGAUAGCUGCCAUUUGGUCGUCAAAAAUCAAAUAGAAACAUAUUUCUUCUGAUAUUAUCUAGCUGUAGGAUAAUGCAAGUAUUGAAAAUUUGAAAGAAUUGUGUGCAAUUGGAUAACAAAUUUGCUGGAUGAGAUUGCAGAAGAAAGCAUCACUUAACCUAAUGGUUCUUUGAGGCAACUUUUUCUUCACUUAUUAUUAUUUUUUUCGGCGGGGAGGGGGAAGUUUCGUUUUUCAUUGAUUUUUCUCCUGGUAUGGGAUCGUACUUGACCAUUACAGGUUUUCCCAUAUACUGAGAAGUGAAAAUUCACCAUUAACUGCAUUGAUAUUUGUCAUCUAUUUUUCAUAUACUAUGCAAUCCUGCAGAAUGUCGAGUUUGAUGAUGAUGACGAUGAUUUUAACGAUGUUGAUGAUGGUGGUGAAGGUAUAUACCUUUGACUGAUGCUAAACUCGUCUAAUGCUUUUGAAGUUUUCCUUGUACUUGAAUCGCCCGGUUUUUAACAUUUAUGAUAGAUAAUUGACUCCUCAAUGUUUGCAGUACCUAAACAAUACUAACGGUUUCAAAACAUUGCAGAUGAAGGUACUUUUUAAUAGAUACGGGAAGAAUUUUCUUCUGGUCUUCUUUAGCAGCUUGAGGCAGGUUUCGCGUAUAUGGAAGUAUUCCUUUUCUUAAUUGGAUUAAUUUGGGAUCUUAAAUUUCACCUUGUCACCAUAUGAGGCUUCUAAUGUAUGAAUUUCCUGCUUGACAAAGAUGUAGAGAAGUGAAGUUUUAGUCAGCAUUUUUUAGUCUUGGUGAAGUGUGUUACUUGUGUUGCUAACCGCAAAGGGUUAGUCUAAGUGGUGAAGGCCUUGGUCUUGGAGUAUCACUCCCUUCAAGAUCCAAGGUUCAAAAUCUCAUGGAUGCAAAUAAUUCUUUAGGGCCAUACUCCUGGUGAAAAGUCAGCGAUUUAACCAAUUUUAUGUAGGAAAACUUAUGAGGGUGCGGUGCAUGGGACUGGGGUUUACUUUGCAUGGAUGGGUUCAAAGAGCCCUGCCUUGGAGAGGUUUCCCAUUACUUGUGCUAUUUAGAGAGAGAGAGAGAGAAAAAAAUCUACAUGUAACUAAUUUUGUUCAAAAUAUAUCUGUUAAAGCAUGAUAUAAACACCGGAGAAUUUCGAUUUUUUUAGUCAGUUUUUUA